GCCUGGCGUCGUCCGCUAGCUUACUCGAGAGGAUUGUUGACAUUUUCCGGAGCGGCUCGCCGUCAGAGCCCCGCCAGCUAGCCGUGCGUCUCUUCCCCUCCCCCAGCAGGAUGUUAGGAUGGAGUGUGGCCCAUUUCUGCCGGAUAUCGUGGUGUUGGAGAUCUUCCUCCGCCUGCCCCAUGAUGCCGUGCUGAGAGCCGGGCUGACCUGCCGCCAGUGGCUGGCUGUUUCCAGAGAUGAGUUCCUAUGGCGGGAGCUGUUCUACUCCUAUUACCGCAUCCCCCGCUGCGUACCCCGACACCCAGCGUCCGUGUCGUGGUACCGGGAGUUCAAGCGUCUGUUUGACUGCAUCCCGUGUGUGGAGGUUCAAACGCUGAGGGAGCACAGCGAUCAAGUCCUGCACUUGGCCUUCUCUCACCGUGGUCACCGCUUCUCCUCGUGCUCCAAAGACUGCACUGUCAAGCUGUGGGACACGGAGCGUGCAGACGGCAACAUCUCGCUGGUGCACAGUUCCAGCAUGCGGCAGUUUAACUGGGGCUACACCCAGUUCUCCCAGUUCAAUGCGGAUGACAGCCUGCUGCUGUUGUCCGGCGUCUACUUGGGCCCACACCACUCCUCCUCAGGGGAGAUCGCCGUCCUCAGUCUGGAGAACUACACGCUGUUGUCGAGGGUGAGGAACAAGCCCUACGACGUGUUUGGCUGCUGGCUCAACGAGACCCACCUCAUCUCUGGUAACCUGCACUGGAUCGGCAACAUGACGUCCUGCUCCGUGCUCUGGCUCAAUAAAGCCUUCCAGGAUAUCGAAUCCGAGAACGUCAACGUGGUAAAGCGCCUUUUCAGGAUCCAGAACAUCAACGCCAGCACCAUCCGCACCGUCAUGGUGGCCCACUGCCGGCGCCACGACAACCCCGACCUGCUGCUGGACUACGACGCUCAGUCUCAGGCCCGUAGGCUGAAAGGACAGCAGCAGCAGCAGCAGCACCAUCCGCUCCUCUUUGACUUGGGAACAUCCGGCAGCGACGACGACGACGACGACGAGGAGCAGGACGUGAUGUACCCGAGAGCCACCGCCCGCCCCCCUACUAAAGCUGCCCUCUCCAGCCUGGAGCACGCUAAGCAGCGUCAGAAGAACGUCGAGCCCAGCCAGUUGGCUAUCGAGACCCAUGUGGCUAAGAUGAUGGGCCGCGCCCACACCAAGGCGCCGGAAUCGAACAUCAUCGAGCCUGGCGAGGGAGAGGACAAGACCUACUUAUUGUUUACCACCGGCAGCCUUACAUACUCCCCUCACCAGAUAGGCAUUAAGAGGAUCAAGCCGGACCAGAUGACCACUUCCGGACCUGUACUCGGAGAAGAGCGCAGCUCAGACGAGUUCUUUGAUUCGCUCGACCACGUCAUUGAUAUACACGGACACAUCAUUGGGAUGGGCCUCUCUCCUGACCACCGGUAUCUCUACGUUAACAGUCGGGCAUGGCCGGCGGGCUGCAUCAUCUCGGACCCCAUGUCGCCGCCCCCCAUCGCCGAGGAGAUCGACCUGCACGUCAUCGACCUGAAGAGCCUGCGGGAGGAGAGGCGGAGUCUGCGCGCCCACCGAGCCUUCACGCCCAACGACGAGUGCUUCUUCAUCUUCUUGGACGUCAGCAAGGACUUUGUCGCCAGCGGCGCGGAGGACAAGCACGGCUACAUCUGGGACCGCCACUACAACAUCUGCCUGGCGCGGCUGGCGCACGACGACGUGGUCAACUCGGUGGCGUUCAGCCCCGCCGACCAGGAGCUGCUGCUGUCGGCCAGCGACGACGCCACCAUCAAGGUGUGGCGCUCGCCCCGCAUGGCGCGCCUGGCGCACGGCGCCACGCGGCCGCCCCGGCCCCGCAGCCUCCUGGCGUCGUGGCUCAGCCGCAGCAGGAACGCUUCGGGCGACGGCCUCAACGGGAAGCCAUGAGUGCUGCCAAAGGACAUGAAUACACUCCAUGCAAGUGUACUACUGUAAUACUUCUACUACUACUACUGAUACUGCAUUGUUUCAGUCUUUCAUUUGCCGCUACUUGAGUUGUUGGCCACUAGAGGUCGCCAUUGUGCAAGCAAUGCACAGCACAGGCUGUUGACAGCUGUAAUACAUUUUAAACAA
Nerophis lumbriciformis (worm pipefish) is the source of this 2125-nucleotide messenger RNA. It is a transcript of the gene fbxw5, whose product is annotated as F-box and WD repeat domain containing 5. Gene Ontology annotation, molecular function: protein binding. Gene Ontology annotation, biological process: protein ubiquitination. The record is from RefSeq and is a predicted model, not a curated record. Lineage: Eukaryota; Metazoa; Chordata; Actinopteri; Syngnathiformes; Syngnathidae. Gene Ontology annotation, cellular component: Cul4-RING E3 ubiquitin ligase complex; SCF ubiquitin ligase complex.